Molecule: messenger RNA, 975 nt
Organism: Morus notabilis
Lineage: Eukaryota; Viridiplantae; Streptophyta; Magnoliopsida; Rosales; Moraceae
Product: protein THYLAKOID ASSEMBLY 8, chloroplastic
Exons: 2
Coding region: 137-961 (274 amino acids)
Biological process (GO): Group II intron splicing; chloroplast organization
Molecular function (GO): RNA binding; protein binding
Source: RefSeq, a predicted model, not a curated record
UCAUCACAAAAAGAUCCUAAAGUCCACCGCUCAGCUAAAAUUUCUGGAGUCUCUCCACCGUCCGAUCAUUUUUGGAACGCUUUAUUCUUCAUUUUUUGUUUUUCAUUUUCGGAGUUUUUCUCAUCUCACUUUAUCCAUGGCCACCACUCUUCCCCCACACCCAGCACCCUUCCUCAAAACCCCUCUCCCAAUACCCAAACCAAACACCACCACCGCCAUUACAAGUAGCUACGCUCCUAUACGGUGCGGUCCCCGGGACAACCGCGGACCUCUCGUCAAAGGCCGAAUCUUGAGCAUCGAGGCUAUCCAAGCCGUCCAAGCCCUCAAACGGGCCCACCGAUCCGACCCCUCCACCCUCCCCACCGUCGCCUCCAAGACUCUCUCCCGCCUCAUCAAAUCCGACCUCCUGGCCGCCCUGAAGGAGCUCCUACGCCAGGACCAUUGUGCCCUCGCUCUCCAUGUCUUCUCCGCUGUCCGAUCGGAGUACCGUCCCGACCUGUCUCUCUACGCUGAUAUGGUCAUCGCCCUUGAGAAGAAUGGGAUGGCGGAGGAUAUCGACCGUCUCAUCUUUGAUUUAGAGAUGGAGGGGUGUGGGGCCGUGGGAGAUGAUAAUAAGGGGCUGAUAAGGUUGGUGAGAGCGGUGAUUGCCGCAGAGAGGAGGGAAUCAACGGUCAGGAUUUAUGGGAUGUUGAAGAUGGGUGUAUUGGGGUCCAGUGGUUUUGAAGCGGAUGAUCAUACGGUUGGGGCUUUGAGUAAGGGGCUCAGAAGGCUUGGUGAGGCGGCUUUGGCUGAUGAGGGUUUCUUUUUUUUUUUCCCCCCGACACUCAAAGCUCUCAGCCACCCUCUCUCUCUCUCUCGUUGCUAUCUCCGGGAUCGCGACUCCGAUCUCCGGGAAGUCGCUCCAUUUUCGGCGAAGAAAACGACUUCGACGUCUUCUUCUCCCUCCUCUGAAUCGCGCUGAUCGAGAUCCGGGAA